CACUCUUCUGAGAGGAGAGACCAAGCCAGCCUUUCUACUCUAACAGUAUCGCCAACUCUUGGACAGAAUGAAACUUUGGACAUGUUUUCUUUGAGGCUAUUGAAGCAUAGCUGUUGUGAAAUCUAUUGGAAUUUGAUUAAAUGUGUACAGGAGAGAGAGACCGGGACAGACCGAGCGGGAGGGAAUGAGCGAGGGAGAGGGGUGUGUGGUUUUGGCUGGGAUAAGAGAAGAGAUGGUUGGUCAGGAAUCUGGCUGAAGGACAGUGGGAGGAGGAACACAUGAUGUUCAGAAGUCUCUCAGAGGAACUGAAGCUCUCUUCGAGCCUAUGCUUUGGUACGCUCCCCUUGCCCCAGGCUGUGUGCCAUGCUCUGGAGUGCUGUGUCCCCAUGCCAGGCGAGUCUGCCCUGGGGGACAUGUCACUGAGCCGUGUGGCUGCUGCCCACAGUGUGCCCGUCAGAUGGGCCAGGUGUGUGGAGGCCCCCACUGGGAGAAAGGCUAUUGUGACAGAGAUCUCACCUGCACCCUGUUCACCGGACGCAGCCCUGCCAGACCCCCACACACCGGCGUGUGCAAAGUGUUACUUGGGCAUCAGGCAGACCCCCUGGCAGACCCCCUAUGCCCCUGGAUGUGGGGCUGCAACGUCAGGGCAGGGGCCUGUGACUGCUACUCCCUACAGACUUGCCACGCUGCCUUCUCCUAUCACAGUUUGGACCAAUGUCUCAAAACAAUGAGAGGGGAUGAGCUCUGGAGCGAGAUGGAGGAACAAGGGGAGCAUACAUGUGUGGAAUGGGGCUGUGAGUUGCAGGGAAGCCAGUGUGUGUGUAUGGAGAGGAGCUGCUACUCACCCACACCAUUAUUCUCUGAAGACACCUGUGAAAACAUGCUGCAGAGAGCUCGCUGCAGCAAUGUUAAAUGCCCUGAGGUCCAAGACCCUUCCUGCCCUGCUGAUUCCUUCCUCACUGAGCCUUACAUUCCUCAUGGCCAAUGCUGCCCCCUGGUGCCAGCUAUCUGCACAUGCAACUUCGAUAAAUGCCCGUUGGCACCCCCGACCUGUCCUCCUGGCCAGCAAGUCCACGGUGUGGAGAGCAGGGAUGGUCUUCCAGGGGCUUGUUGCCACCAGUACCAAUGUGUGUAGGGUUAGGCACUGCUUAGGCAGCAAAGUUUGAUGAGAUGAUGACAGACAAAGAGAAAAAAGGAGAGAAGGGGUAGACAGGCCAAAGGAAAGUGCCAGGACCUCAAACAGAGCUGGACUCGACAGACAGGACUCCACUGGUUAAUAGCUGAUGGAUUGCAUGGGCAAUUUUAUAUGCAUUAUGACUCACACAUUGCCUACAGUUUUAUUUCUGAAAUCAUGGCAUUAAUCGCUUUUUUGAGCAACGUUGCCUAAAUGUAACUAAAACCAUUUAACUAAAUUCUAAUACAUUGUAAUACAUCACUGAUAAUGGGUUGGGAGGAAUAGGCUACUGUGCCCGUGGUAGGAUACUGGAUGUCAUGUGCAUAUUUUCAUAAUAAAGGAAACAAUAGACCCCUC
Oncorhynchus keta (chum salmon) is the source of this 1531-nucleotide messenger RNA. RefSeq names its product cysteine-rich motor neuron 1 protein-like. The transcript has 5 exons. The record is from RefSeq and is a predicted model, not a curated record. Gene Ontology annotation, cellular component: extracellular region. NCBI's taxonomy places the organism in Eukaryota, Metazoa, Chordata, Actinopteri, Salmoniformes, Salmonidae. Bases 326 to 1135 code for a protein of 269 amino acids.